Molecule: messenger RNA, 4659 nt
Organism: Passer montanus (Eurasian tree sparrow)
Lineage: Eukaryota; Metazoa; Chordata; Aves; Passeriformes; Passeridae
Gene: FAM20B
Product: FAM20B glycosaminoglycan xylosylkinase
Exons: 8
Coding region: 259-1488 (409 amino acids)
Biological process (GO): protein phosphorylation
Cellular component (GO): Golgi apparatus
Molecular function (GO): phosphotransferase activity, alcohol group as acceptor
Source: RefSeq, a predicted model, not a curated record
ACAGAUUAAAAUCAUUAUUACACAGUUAACAGCAGACCGUGGUUCUAGUUUGAAGCAUCCCAGAGGCUUCUACCCUCUGCUCUUGCUGGGGUCUCUGCCCUGCUGGGUACCAGGAGAUGCUUCAGUGGUGAGACAUCUUUUACGAUGCAAGUUAGGCAUGAAAUUCAUCCACUAACAUCCCCUUCCUCACCCUGAUCUCCAACAGACUUCCCGUAACGCUUGGAAGAACGGGUCAGGGGAGAAGGGCCAAAAGACACCAUGAAGCUGAAGCAGCGAGUCGUGCUGCUGGCCAUCCUCCUCGUCAUCUUCAUUUUCACCAAGGUUUUCCUCAUCGACAACCUGGACACGUCGGCGGCCAACCGGGAGGACCAGCGUGCGUUCCAGCGCAUGCUGCAGGGGCUGCGCGUGGCGCUGGACCCGCGCCUGGAGCACACGCUGCAGUCGCCCUGGGAGAUCGCCGCGCAGUGGGUGGUGCCCCGCGAGGUGUACCCCGAGGACACCCCCGAGCUGGGAGCCGUCAUGCACGCCAUGAGCACCAAGAAGAUCGUCAAGGCCGACGUGGGAUACAAAGGGACGCAGCUGAAAGCUUUGCUGGUACUUGAAGGAGGGCAGAAGGUUGUCUUCAAGCCCAAGAGAUAUGCCAGGGAUUAUAUAGUGGAAGGAGAACCCUACGCUGGCUACGACAGACACAACGCAGAAGUGGCAGCCUUUCACUUGGAUAGAAUCCUGGGAUUCCGCCGGGCCCCGCUGGUGGUGGGCAGGUUCGUGAAUCUGCGCACCGAGAUCAAACCAGUGGCCACGGAGCAGCUCCUGGGCACCUUCAUGACUGUGGGCAAUAACACCUGCUUCUAUGGGAAGUGCUACUAUUGUCGGGAGACAGAGCCAGCCUGUGCAGACGGGGACAUCAUGGAGGGCUCGGUGACGCUGUGGCUGCCGGACGUUUGGCCCCUGCAGAAGCACCGGCACCCCUGGGGCAGGACUUACCGCGAGGGCAAGCUGGCCAGGUGGGAGUACGACGAGAGCUACUGCGACGCCGUGAAGAAAACGUCCCCGUACGACUCGGGCCCGCGCCUGCUGGACAUCAUCGACACGGCCAUCUUCGACUACCUGAUCGGCAACGCCGACCGGCACCACUACGAGAGCUUCCAGGACGACGAGGGGGCCAGCAUGCUCAUCCUGCUGGACAAUGCCAAAAGCUUUGGAAACCCUGCCCUGGAUGAAAGAAGCAUCUUGGCUCCUCUCUAUCAGUGCUGCAUCAUCCGGGUUUCCACCUGGAACAGGCUGAAUUACCUGAAGAACGGAGUCCUGAAGUCUGCCUUAAAAACUGCCAUGUCGCAUGACCCCAUCUCACCUGUGCUCUCCACCCCUCACCUGGACGCCCUGGACCAGCGGCUCCUCAGCAUCCUGGCUACAGUGAAGCAGUGCACAGAUCAGUUUGGGCCAGAUGUUGUGCUGGUGGAAGACAGGAUGACUCUGUCUCACUUGUAAUCGUAGCGGAACAUGAGAUGAAACUCCUUUUUUUAAAAACAAACAAACAAGCGAUAGAAAAACAGCACAAUCAGUUCAGAAGGGCUGUGGCCAAGAUGGACUGACAUGAACAGGAGAGCUCCCGAGGCAGAGGAAGGGAGGUGACACUGGCUUUUUCCUCGGGCUGGCAGCAGUGAGAGGUGGGAAGGAGGCCUGGGAUGGCACAGUGGCCGCUGUGGCGUGUCCAUUGCCGGCAGUGGGCAUUGCACUGGAUAAACACAGCUCUGGUGCUGGGGCAGAGUGGAACACAGAACUCCUUUGUGGACUGGAUCUGGAGGGGACCCUCAGAGAUGAACAGUACAGUCCCCCUUUCCUCUGGCGAGUUUGUUCAUUCAGGGUUGUACACAAUCAGCUCUGAGCUGGUUGGGCAUUUUACUGCUUCUCUAGAGAACGAGCAGGGGCGAAUAAAAUAACUGUUGGACUGAAGAGUUGUGCCACCCCCCCGGGGUGGGAUGUUCUUCUGCUUGUCUGAGGGGUGGGAGAGGGGACCUCUGCUGCUCACUUGGCUUUUCCUUGAUAAAAGGCUGGGAAAGGGGGCUGCCUCCUAUGUGAUAAUGCUUCAGUGUUUUUGCUGAAGUCCUGUCAAAGGUUUAUCCACAGGGUUGGAGAUUUAGGAGAGGACAGGGUGGUUAUACAGCACUUGAUAUUUAAGGGGUUAUUGUAAGUUUCCAUGUGUCUUGUCCCUCUUUUUUUUUUUAAAUUAAUCUGGCAAGGUCUGAGCAGAGAAAAUAUCCUUGCAGUCCUGUGUCCUGAGGAGGACAGAAUCUGUCCUUGGAAGCAGUUCUGUGUAGGGAGGUCAGGCUGCUUUACUGUGAGCCCUGGGUGCUGUGGAGCCUCUGGGCAUGUGGGACUGGGGUAGAGGUGUUUGCUGGACUUCCCCAGUCACCAGCAGUCACCUGAGGUGUGCAGACAUCCCUGAGCUGUGGUCUGUCUUCAUCUCACCUGAGAGAGCUUUCUGCUGCUCCCUGUGACCACAGCCCAGCACUGCUUUCUGGGGACACCAAUGUUGGGGUCCCACAUUCACCUGCUUUGGCUGUGGCUGAGCUCAGAAGCUGUGAUCACUUCCAGGAGGUUUUCUGCCUUCCCCAGUUGCUUCUUGCAACCCCCACUGCAAUGUUCUGCCUGGGAUGGUCAUACAGGACUCCUCACUAAUGGUUUUGCCAUGGAAAGAGAAAAGUUGGCUUUUCAUCAGGGCAGGCUUGCAGCACUCAUCUUGUGCUAGUCCUGUUGUCCUUCAGCACUGCAGCCUGUGCUGAGUUUGUGUCGUAAAACUUGGGGCAGGUCUCAGUUUGUGUCUCCAGAAGAGAAGCAGCUUCAUCACUAUUUCCAAAUUGAACAGCUUUGCAUCAGUGUUCAGCCAGCAUGGUUCUUGAUGUAAGGAAGGAGCUCCCUUCCCCAAGUGAUUGCACGUUACUGAACUUGAGAGCAAGAGCACCAAAAUGUCAGUUUGAACCUUUUCCUUGAUUUUCCUGUCAGGAUUUCUCUGACUGCAGUGUGGCAGGCAGGUAAAGAGCUGUUUUCUGGUCUUGCACCUUGGCCACACCUGAUCCUGGAGGUGUCAGGGAGAGAAUUUAUCUGAAAAAUGCAGGCAUUGGUUCAUUUUGUUGAAGUCUUUUUCUCAUUGCAUGAGAAGAGCAUCCUGAAAGUAGAAUGUGACUGUUUACCUAGGAUUGAAUUCUGGGUUAUUCUUGCUCUCUUCUGGACUUGGCCACAGUCACAGAUGCUGUAGAGCAAUGAGAUGAUGGGAUGGGAUCUGGAGUUAUUACUGGAGUUCUCAGUCAGGGUGGUGACACACAGCUUUGAGAACACUGUGGAGCUCGUGCCUCUAUCACCUGAUCACUGAACAUGCUUUAGAAGCUGUGGGGCAGGAGCAAGUGCUGGUUUAAGCUGCUUCCCAGGAACUUUCAGAUGAUUUACCCAAAGGGGAGAUAGUGAAGCACAUGAUUGGUGGCUUGUAGCAUUUCUAAAAGCUUAUUCUUCUCUUUGAGCUUAAACAUGAGCUCUUAAUAUUUUGGGAGGGAUCUACCAAAAUUUAAUUUUUGAUUUCUAUAUGAUAACUCUUGAUAUUUACAUUUGAUUUAAUAAUGGGCUCAAAAAAAGGUCUUUCAGUCUUUGAAAUUAAAUUAGUGUUGAGAACUUACAUAUUGCUCUAAGCUAAAGCUUUUGCUGUCAGAUGGAGCCUGGGGAUGGGUUUUUCCCCAGUAUAAAUGUCAAAGAUUUAAAGCAGGGUAUUGGUUUAUUUUGGUUUACUUGUGGACAAAGGGCAUGAAGUCCAGCAUUAUCAGUAGAAGGAAGCAAGAAAUGGUUGUUUUUUAGCAUUGGUUUUUUAUUUGUGAUAUUGAUGCUUCUGGUUGCUGUAAACACUAUUGGAGGUUGGUGUUCUGCAGCAGGAAAGAAAAAUAAAUUCCUCUCUUAAACCAAAAUCAGGAAGAUCUGGUUUUGGCCUUGUGACAAUUUCUGCCCUUUUGGCAGUGAUGGUCGUUUUGCUUGAACACAGAACCCUGAGAGAUUUUAAAUUGUAACCAUUGCAAAGGAAACGAGGAGCAGCAUCCACGUGCCAACUGGGUCUGCCUGAAUCUCUGAAAAAUAACAUUGUUUGGAAGGCAGGUGCUCUGGGGAGGGGGUUUUCCAGACCCCUUCUGAUCCUUGUUCACUGUGCACGUGUCACCCACUGGCCCCAGGUGUUGCACACUGGUUGUGUCGUGCUUAUCAAUGAUAUCAGAGCACUGGAAGCACAGAAAUCAAGAGCUAAUUAUAGAGCCUCAUCAGCCAUCUGCUAUUUACCUCCUCUUCCCAAGUCAGCCAUCGGGGGGAGGAGACACUCGAGUCAGCUCUCCUUCCAGCAGCUGAUGAACUGGAGUGUGUCUUGCCAAACAAACUUCAACUCAAAAGUACUAAUUUAUUAAGAAGGUAAUUUAUUUACUGCAGCAGCUGGAGCAGGAAGCUGGAAACAGACCCCCCUCUCGGAUGUGCCAGAGGAGGCCCCUGGGAGCUGCUGCACAAAUGGAGUUGCUAAUAAGCAAACAGAAUGCAAUCAUGACUUUCUACUCCUAUCCCCCGGGGUCAGAUCCCACAUAAAGCAACAUUGUGUGAAUAAAGAUUUUAAUAAAGCAACAUUGAUGGAUUGCCUAA